GAAAAAAAUAUUAAUAUUUUUAUUAAAUUUAAAAUGCUAGUAUAAGUUUGCAUGAGUAUGCCACAAGGACAAAUGCGAAUAGAUCAAACCCUCCAGCUCCGCCUCCUUCCCAUUAUAAAUUUGGUCAGCUCUAUCUGCAGGUUUAUUCCAACUUCCAAAUCCCAAAAAUGAAAUUUAUCAGAGAUUCUGUUUCUGCCAAACACGGCCUUAUGAUGGCAUCCCUAAUCCUUCUCAUGUCGCACGUGCCUCAUUCCGCCACGGCGCAGCCUCAAUCUCUAACCUUCGUGAAGAAGUCCUGCCAAACGACGACGUAUCCGCCAAUCUGCCUCAAAACCCUAACUCCCUACGCCGCCUCCGUCGGGACCAGCCGCCUGAAGCUCUGCAACGCCGCCCUCACGGCGGCCAUACAGGCGGCGACAGAGUGUUCCGCCACCGUCUCGAAUCUGGCGAAAAAUCAGAAGGGAAUCGGCCGGCCGGAAGCUCGCGCGAUCAAGGAGUGCAUCGGCGAUUUGAAGCACGCCGUCUACGAGCUGAAGCAGACGGUGGGCGCCAUGAGGCGGCUGGGCGACGCCGACCGCGAGUUCCAGUGGGCGAACGCGAAGACGUACGCCAGCGCCGCCAUAACGGACGCCGAGACGUGCACCGAUGGAUUUCUCGGCCGGAAAGUCGACGCCGCCGUGAAGAAGAAGAUACGGAGCUGCGUUUCCGGCGUGGAGAAGCUCAUCAGCAAUUCCUUGUCUCUUAUUAACCAUCUCUACUAAUUAACCGCCACCAAAUUCAUAUAAUAAUAAUAAUAAAUAAAUAAUUAAGCUUUAAUGUGGGCGUGGAUUGGGCUGUUGGGCCUAUAAUGGGCCAUAUUUAUGCGCCUUUUAGUUUUAGAAGUUAUAUUUCUAUUCGGCCUGUCUAUUUCUUUAAUUAUUCUGGAUCACAGAGAAAGAGAGAAAAUAUAUAUAUAUCUACAACUUGCGUAUUCGGAUUCGUGCGGCUAAAGCG
Andrographis paniculata is the source of this 993-nucleotide messenger RNA. Its product is annotated as pectinesterase inhibitor 4-like. The record is from RefSeq and is a predicted model, not a curated record. Gene Ontology annotation, biological process: negative regulation of catalytic activity. Gene Ontology annotation, molecular function: enzyme inhibitor activity. Lineage: Eukaryota; Viridiplantae; Streptophyta; Magnoliopsida; Lamiales; Acanthaceae. The transcript has a single exon. The coding region runs from base 168 to 761 and encodes 197 amino acids.